UCAACUGCUGUUCUCUGGCGUAGGCGUGGCGAGAAGCCGGCAAACUCCAAAUGGACCUCGCAGGGGCACAAGCCGUAAUUGAUCAGCAGCACACAGCGUACGAAGAGCUUCAAGAACGUGUAGGAGAAUUAGAGCUUCAAGUUGAGCAAAAGGAAAGCGCCUGUGAAGAACAGCAGCGUCAGAUUAGCAUGCUUCAACAUCAAUUCGACUCCAGCAAUGCGCAGAACCACAGCAUGAAGCAGCGUCUUAAAGAAUAUGAGGAGCAACUUGCACGGCGCGAUGCUGAUGUGCGAGAAAACGCUGGCAAGAUCACGGAACUCCAACAACAGUCCAGCGCAAUGCGAUACGAGUUCGAUCAGAAGGCAAGUUUUGCACGGGUGAUAAUCCGUGACGGUAUUCGACUCAUAAUCCACAGGAGUUCAAGCACCGUCAGGAACUCGAGCUAGCCACCAGCAAGCACUGGCGGUACAAAGCAGUACGCUCAUCUUUUCCUUCGGAUCCGG
Molecule: messenger RNA, 503 nt
Organism: Phanerochaete carnosa HHB-10118-sp
Lineage: Eukaryota; Fungi; Basidiomycota; Agaricomycetes; Polyporales; Phanerochaetaceae
Exons: 1
Coding region: 51-446 (131 amino acids)
Source: RefSeq, a predicted model, not a curated record